This is a messenger RNA of Dermacentor andersoni, 1395 nucleotides long. RefSeq names its product RNA-binding protein NOB1. Gene Ontology annotation, molecular function: RNA endonuclease activity. NCBI's taxonomy places the organism in Eukaryota, Metazoa, Arthropoda, Arachnida, Ixodida, Ixodidae. Gene Ontology annotation, biological process: maturation of SSU-rRNA; ribosomal small subunit biogenesis. Gene Ontology annotation, cellular component: preribosome, small subunit precursor. The record is from RefSeq and is a predicted model, not a curated record.
AGCCAAGCCACGUGCAAGUCAGCGGCUGCUGGGCUGCCUGACGAAUUUUGCAUGCUCUUGGGAAGCUGCAACUGUGUUGUGUCAGCAGUGCUAGCAGUGCUAAGGCCUUAUGUUAGAGAUGGAUCCUGUCGAGUUGUUGUCAAGUUCACGCGUGAAAAAUUUGGUCGUUGAUUCAGGAGGCUUUAUAAAAAAUGCAGCGCUGCAGGAAAUCGGUGAAAAUAUAUAUACAGUGGCCGAAGUUGUAAGUGAAAUAAAAGACAAAGCGACAAAACAGAGACUCCAAGUUCUUCCAUAUAAGUUGAACUACAGAGUUCCAUCGCCAGAAGCAGUGAAGAUCAUGACGGAUUUUUCUAAACUCACUGGAGACUACCCAAGUUUGUCAGCAGUUGACAUCAAGGUACUUGCUCUCACGUAUAUGCUGGAGAAGGAGCACGUGGGGACAUCCCAUCUUUCCAAGAAACCUAAGAGUAUUGAGGUACAGACAACUGCAGCCCCAAGAGAUGUAGUUUCUUCGCCGGGUUUCUUUGGCUCCCAAGCGAUUGUAGGUGCAGAAAAGUCUGAGCCUAUGGAGCCUGCUGGCUCUCUCGAUGGCUGCAACAAGGAAGACUGCAGUGAGGAUGAAGUAGAUUCAACAGAAGAAGACUCAAGCGAUGGCGAGUGGAUUACCCCAAGCAAUAUUGCAGAGAUAAAAAAAGAAAUGGGCUCACUAACUUUGGAAGAGGUGCCAAUACCAGUUGCAUGUAUAUCAACAGAUUUUGCUGUUCAGAAUGUUCUGAUUCAAAUGGGUCUAAAAGCUGUUUCUGUUGAUGGAAUGGCAAUCAGGCAUGCGAGAACAUUUGUCUUGCGCUGCCAUGCAUGCUUCACCAUCACAAAAGUUAUGACCAAACAGUUUUGUCCUGCUUGUGGCAAUAAGACGUUGAAACGUGUCUCAGUGGCUGUAGCAGAGGAUGGCUCUACAAAACUCUACAUAAACUACAAGAGGCCUAUAAAUAUUCGUGGAACACGGUACUCCCUUCCUACACCUAAAGGCGGGAAACAUUCAACAGAUCCCAUUUUGUGCGAGGACCAGCCAAUCCCACAGAACCGGUUAUCAAAAAUGGCCAUGGGCCGGGUUGAUGUCCUGGAUGCGGACUACCUUACAAGAAACUCACCAUUCAAGAUUAAUGAUGUGUAUUCUCGUUCCGCCCACCUCAGCAUGCGAGCUGGCUCUCAAGGAUCUCGAAACCCGAACCAAGUGAAACGCAAUACAGGAAAUCAUAAGAAACGAAGGAACUAAACAAACUCAGAUUUACCAUAAGAUUGGCCCGCAUUGAUGUGAAAUAAUGUAAUCGGGUGUCUCGCAGAAGACCUUGGCUUUCUUGUUUUGCACCGAAAUAGAUGUGGCUGAUGAUUGUA